AUGAGCACAAUGAGAAACAAAGUGCAAAGGAAAUUCAAAAUGAGGGGUUAUACCCUAAAAAUCGACGCCCUAUCCGAAGUCCUAGGUUUCAUCGGCCGAUUUCCUGACGCGGAGGACGAAGCCCUCGACCUCCUCCUGGACGAGCUUCAUCAUAUAUCACUGAAAUCGUCGAUACUGGAUAAGGAGCCGGUGCAGAAAGUGGUGGGACUUUUGCUGGAAGCUGAGGCUGCUGUGGAAGAGGGUCCCACGAGCAGUGGAUUUGGGUCCGGCGCAUCUGCUUUGAGAAUAAUUGAUGCUUUUGAUUUCCCGAAAUUCCGAUACGAUCCGAUCAAGAAAUUGUUUCACAAACACACCGGCAAUCUUCCAAUUCAUGGUGAUGCUUCUGCAAAGGUCAUAUUAUACAGAGAUAGGUUUCUUUUGUUGUCCCAAAGGCUCUCUCGUGACCCCCAUUUUUCUAGGCCCGUGUUUGGUAGCAAUAUUUCUGAAUAUGGCAGCUGCCAGAUAUCCCAAAUUCAAUCUCUAGUUGGUCAGACAGGAAAGAGAUGGGUGAUGGGUCUCAUCUCUCAGCUGGAGGAUGGUCAUUUCUUCUUGGAAGACUUAACAGCUUGCGUUGAAGUUGAUAUGUCUAAUGCAAUAUCCUUUACUAUUAUUCCCUGCUUGCUUUAUUUCUUAUUUGUGGUGUGCUGCAACAUGAUUUGGAGAUGGCCUCAUUCCUUUGCCUGUUACGUUUUGUUUUCUCACCCAUGUCAGUCUCUUAUCCUACGCUAG
Striga hermonthica is the source of this 768-nucleotide messenger RNA. Lineage: Eukaryota; Viridiplantae; Streptophyta; Magnoliopsida; Lamiales; Orobanchaceae. The record is from the annotation of a GenBank genome assembly.